Messenger RNA from Cuscuta epithymum, 1858 nucleotides. NCBI's taxonomy places the organism in Eukaryota, Viridiplantae, Streptophyta, Magnoliopsida, Solanales, Convolvulaceae. The record is from the annotation of a GenBank genome assembly.
GUUAUGAGAAGUGUGACCGGCGGCUUCAAGUAUCUUCUUUGCUCUCCCCUCACUCAAAUUUGAAACGGCGGCCGGCCGGCAAACUUCCACAAUACAAAAAUACGUAUAAAUAAAUAAAUAAUUGAGAAUAAUAAUUAAGAAAGGUGGAUCCGAUCCGGAUGAAUGGUGAAUGGAGGAGGAGGGUGGCGGCUGCCUUUUUUUCGUCUUUGUUGCUUUUCUGUUAUGUGUUGCCGUUAUUUGUGGUGGCAGCUUUGGUGGUCUUCUCCGCCCCUCACACUUCCUUCUGGCGGCUUGCUUCUCCUUUCCAACAAAGCCGCGGCGGCGGCGGCUCCGCUAGUGGAACAAUAACUGCUUUGAUGAAUGUCUCUUCCGAUAAUACUCCUUCAUUGCAAGAAAACAGUGUCACAAGUCAACCCCGUAAUGUUAGUAUGAAGAACUCAUUAUCAGCUGAAGAUGAAGAAAUGGGCCCAAAAAGGCACAUCAGCAAAUUGGAGAUUCUGGAAGCUGGGCUUGCUCGAUCUCGGGCUUCAAUUGCGAGGGGAAAGCAGCAGCUAAGAAAUGAUGAUUUCAUACCGGAAGGGCCGAUGUACUGGAAUGCCUCAACUUUUCGUAGGAGCUACUUGGAAAUGGAGAGGAGGUUGAAGGUGUACGUGUACAAGGAAGGGGAGCCCCCAGUGUUCCAUUUCGGUCCAUGCAAGCAUACAUAUGCCAUCGAAGGUUACUUCAUCCAGGCUAUGGAUGUCACCCCCUUCCGGACCUCCGAUCCAAAUGAAGCUCAUCUUUUCUUCCUCCCCUUCAGUGUUACCAUGUUGACCGAAGUCAUAUACGUUCGUGACUCGCAUGAUUGGUCUCUCAUGAAGAAGACUGCCUUUGACUAUGUUGACGUUAUUGCCCACAAGUAUCCUUUUUGGAAUCGCAGCCUUGGAGCUGAUCAUUUCAUGCUUGCUUGCCAUGAUUGGGGGCCUGAAAUUUCAUUUGCAAUACCAAACCUUCACAACAACUCCAUUCGUGCUCUGUGCAACGCCAAUACCUCAGAAAGAUUCGACCCCAAGAGGGACGUCUCCAUUCCGGAAAUCCAUCUCCCGUCCGGCACCACCGCCGGGAUCCUAGGAGGCCCGCCGCCGGCAAACCGUUCGGUGCUAGUCUUCUACUCCGGCGGUCUGCACGGCCCCAUACGGCCGAUCCUGAUGGAGCAUUGGGGCAACAAAGAAGACGAGGAAGUCCAAAUCCACAGCUACCUCCCGAAGGGCGGCGGCCAAUCAUACUACGAGAUGAUGCGGAAGAGCAAGUACUGCAUCUGUCCCAGCGGGUACGAGGUUGCCAGUCCGAGAAUGGUGGAGGCGCUGUACAUGGGCUGCGUUCCCGUGCUGAUCAAGCAAGGGUACGUGAUGCCGUUCGGAGAUGUGCUGAACUGGGAGACGUUUGCGGUGAUCAUUCCGGUGAAGGAUAUUCCCAACCUGAAGAAAAUCCUGAAGGGAAUCCCUGAGAAGAAAUAUCUGAGGAUGCAGAAGAGGGGGAUACAGAUUCGAAGACAUUUCGAGAUUCAUAAUCCCCCUAAACGUUAUGAUGUCUUUCACAUGAUUCUUCACUCUGUUUGGCUUCGAAGACUCAAUAUUCGACUACAUACGUGAUGUUCAUCAUCAUCAUGGCACCUGAUACGUGUUUGAUUAUAAACUAGUUUUUAGUAUAGAGUAGAGUAAUAAACAGGGGCAGUUUGACAUUGGCUCCAUAUAUGUGUAAGCCAUGUUCAAAAGAUAAAAGUUUUGGCAUUAACUAGUAAAUAUGUUAUGCUUUUAAUUUGUGCCCAUUAUCUUGAGACAAAGUAACUUUUACAAGAAUUUGAUGUGGCAUAUAUAUG